GCGCACACCCUGCGUUGCCAUGGCGACGCGCAUAUAAGCGUGCGCCGGCGCCGCUCCGCACAGUACCUACGCGACGCUAGCCCGUACGCACACGGUAUAGCUUAAGCUUUGUGAAGCGGCACCAACAUGAUGCUACGUUUGUCAACUUUUAUUGCGUUACUGGCUGUUACUUUGGCCCAGAACGGCUAUGAAUACAACAAACCGAACCAACCGUUUGGAUCGGGCACUACACCGAACCGACCCGGCUUCCCUGGAACCGGUGGGACCUCUGGCGGCUACCCCAGCUCUCCGACUGCACCAUCUUCCCCCAAUGGACCUCAGCGUGACGAGUACCCCAGCACUGCAGGCGGUUCUACCCCGGGUUUCCCUUCUGGAUCUCCUAGCUACCCUACUGGCCCUAGUCAAGGCUUUCCAGGGUCUAGCACACGACCAGGACAACCUGGGCAGUCCAGACCGCAAGGUGGUGCCGGAUUUCAGCCCACUUUCCCAUCUGGGCCACAGAAUGUUCCGGGACAGCCCGGCGCGGGACCCUCUGGAACCGGUUUCGGCUCUGACACUGGCGCCUACGAGGGUGGAGACUACUCUGCUAUCCCCGGUGAACCGGACAGGGACUACCCCAUCCUUACAGAGAUCCCUCAGACGUCCUUCAGAUGCGAUGCUCAGGCUUAUCCGGGGUACUACGCCGAUGUCGAGGCCCGCUGUCAAGUCUUCCACGUGUGCGCCAACAACAGAACCUAUGAUUUCCUCUGCCCCAACGGAACCAUCUUCUCCCAGCAAGUCUUCGUCUGCGUUUGGUGGAAUCAGUUCGACUGCAACUCUGCCCCUGGUCUAUACGAGUUGAACGCAAAUCUCUACCAAGAAUCCCCAAGACCCGGUUCUGCUCAACAAGACUACGCUCCCCAAGGUCCCUCAGCUUCGUACCCUGGUAGCAUUGGUCCUCAAGGUCCUUCCUCACCUUACCCUGGCGGCAACACCCCUCAAGGUCCUUCGUCAUCGUAUCCGGGUAGCAAUGCCCCUCAAGGUCCUUCAUCUUCUUACCCGGGCGGCAACGCUCCGCAAGGCACACCAUCCUACCCUGGCAGCACUCCUCAAAGGCCUUCCUCGUCCUUUCCCGGUUCCCCGCAAGGGCCUUCGCCGACAUACCCUGGUAGUUCUGGACCACAAGGCCCUUCGUCCUCUUAUCCCGGGAGCACGGGUCCAUCUUCUGGUUUCCCAGGCUCUAGCAGUCCGCAGGGACCCACGUCAUCCUACCCAGGAUCGCAAACUCCGUCGGGUUACCCUGGCUCUUCUACUGGAAACUUCCAAGGGUAUCCCUCGGGGGCACCUACUGGUCCGAGCUUCCCCACCGGUGGAAACACCGGGAGACCACAGGGUCCCUCCAACGACAACUACCCACAACCACCUAACAGAGAGUACCUGCCACCUAGAAAUUGAGCCAUCCCGAUCUAUUGGUAACACGAUGUACCUACCUAUUUAGAUUGAAAGACUUGGAGCUGUUAAGUUACUUUUAAUGUAGUCGCGUUGUGAAAACUACGUAAGUAGUAGUUGCCAUAAUGUUGUAUUUGUAGCCAGCCAGUAUUCUGAGGAUUAACGUCAUUUGACGCACAACUAUACAGAUAUUUGUACAAAUAAUAUUGGAGCUACUUUGGAUAUCAAGACUAAGUAUUAUUAUUAAGUACUAAGUACUUAAUAGUAGGUACUUAUUACCUACUCAUAGAUCUAUAUUAUUUUUUUGAUUUCAUGUAUUAAGUAAAUGUGUCAGGGCAUUAAAGUUAGACAAACGAUAAAGUUGGUGCUGCCUAAUGUUUUAGCUUAAGUUUAGUUUUUAAGAACUUAUACCUAGGUAUAAUAAGUAUAAAUAUAAGUUUAUUUUCCACCAAAA
Cydia splendana is the source of this 1882-nucleotide messenger RNA. Its product is annotated as collagen alpha-1(X) chain-like. Gene Ontology annotation, cellular component: extracellular region. NCBI's taxonomy places the organism in Eukaryota, Metazoa, Arthropoda, Insecta, Lepidoptera, Tortricidae. The transcript is spliced from 3 exons. Gene Ontology annotation, molecular function: chitin binding. The coding region runs from base 127 to 1434 and encodes 435 amino acids. The record is from RefSeq and is a predicted model, not a curated record.